Baudoinia panamericana UAMH 10762 is the source of this 708-nucleotide messenger RNA. RefSeq lists its product as uncharacterized. The record is from RefSeq and is a predicted model, not a curated record. Gene Ontology annotation, biological process: translational initiation. Gene Ontology annotation, molecular function: RNA 7-methylguanosine cap binding; translation initiation factor activity. Gene Ontology annotation, cellular component: eukaryotic translation initiation factor 4F complex. The transcript has a single exon. Bases 1 to 708 code for a protein of 235 amino acids. NCBI's taxonomy places the organism in Eukaryota, Fungi, Ascomycota, Dothideomycetes, Mycosphaerellales, Teratosphaeriaceae.
AUGCGCAACUUCCUGCAACAGCGUCUCCAGAAGAACCGUGUGCAUCCACUCGUGCACAGUUGGGACUUCUACCAUGACCGACAGGACCGCACGACUUCUAAGAACCUGAGCAAUGCCAGCAUCAGACAUCAGGACGCGGAUGGCCAGGAAACCGAAAGCUACGAAGCCCGCCUUGAGCACUUGGCUGUUAUCCACGACGUAAGGCAGUUUUGGAACGUUUGGAACAACUUUCAGAUCGCCGAUUUGGCACUGAGAGACAGCGUGCACCUCUUCCACAAGGGCGUGAAGCCUGUGUGGGAAGAUCCACGGAACACAGAGGGUGGCAGCUGGACGUUCCGUGUCAGCAAAGACAAGGGACAGGCUUUCUGGACGGAGCUUGGCAUGCUGGCUAUUGGCGAGCAGCUGCAAGCUGCGGUCGACGAUGAUACAAGGACAACUUUUCGAGACGACAUCUGCGGCAUAAGUGUUGGCGUUAGGUUCAACAGCUUCCUUGUCCAGAUCUGGAACCGCGACGGCGAGCACGCAAAGGGGAUUGAGGGUUUGUUUCACGCUGUAGUGGAGAAUUUGAAGGAGGAGCUCAAGCCCAGGGAGGGCACUUACUAUUACAAAAAGCAUAGCGAGCAUGCAGGCUUUGCGGUGGCGCCAACAACCGGCCAACAGCUCAGCCAGCCAGCAUAUGCAGCUCAAGACGAGGAGGCAUUGCCAUGA